Molecule: messenger RNA, 1489 nt
Organism: Purpureocillium takamizusanense
Lineage: Eukaryota; Fungi; Ascomycota; Sordariomycetes; Hypocreales; Ophiocordycipitaceae
Exons: 1
Coding region: 213-1454 (413 amino acids)
Source: RefSeq, a predicted model, not a curated record
GCUGGACGUGGACGCGCCAACCCCCGAAGCGACAUCGAAAGCCUUUGCAAAACUCGACUGACUUCCUGAAUCUCCAUUUCUGUCCUGAAUGGAAGGUGCUUUUGUCCUUGUAUCCGCCUGAGUCUUAUGAAUCCCCUCCCCAACGUCACUGGCCUCAAUCGAAUGCCCCGACUGCAACCUCCACGUUGAACACGUCCUCGCGCCGGAUCCGAAUGUCACCAGAGUCCACAGACAUCCCCGACUCCGACUCCGACGAUGAGGUCUUUGGGCCUCUUGUCGCCAUCUCGGAAGAAUCCCUCGUUCUUCUCGCUUUGAACAUUAGCAACCGGGUCCUUCAUGCGCCGAGUUCUAGUGGCAAGCUUGUCAGUCGAAUCCGUGGGUCAUAUAACAUCGUCCAUAUUAUUCAACUGGAUGGCGUCAGGCUCGUUAUACGCGUCCCUGCCACGGGCUGGGGCUCGGGAAUGACUAUAACAGCGGCCCGGGCACUGCAGUCUCAGGUUGCCACAAUACGUCUCAUACGGCGGAGCACGACGAUUCCAGUGCCAGAAGUAUACGGUCUGGACACAACAAGCAACAACGAGAUCGGAGCCCCGUACUUGUGCAUGAGCUUUAUGCCUGGCAAAACAGUCUCCAAGACUUGGUUUGAUGGCUUUAGCACAAUUCCGCGAGAAGAGCUGCGUCUUAGGAUCCUCACGAGCCUAUCACAGACCAUGGCUCAGUUUUCUCGGCUGGCUUUCGCAAAAAUGGGAUCCGUUAUGGAGGAUGAAGCUGGAUCGACUUUCAUCGGCCCUUCGUAUGAUUGGUAUGAGGAUGAUGACGGCAGCUUGCAGGUUAAAGCCUCGGGCCCUUUCGACUCAGCUUCAGCCUACCUCAAGCACCAUGUCGUUUUAAGUUCUAAAGGAGGUGUAUGGGACGAAGCGGAAGCUAAGGUGAUGCAUUCGGUUUUGCCAUGUCUAGUUUCUCGAAAUGGUUUCGUGCUAUGUCCUCCAGAUUUUGACUCUCAAAAUGUCAUGGUGGAUGAGCAAGGGAAUGUCACGGGACUCAUUGACUGGGAUCUCACACAAACGAUGCCGCGGUUUCUGGGGUAUGCUCGAUAUCCCAGCUGGAUCACCCGCGAUUGGGACCCUUUGAUGUAUGGCUGGCCAAAGAUGGUAAACUCCGAGGACUCUCCGGAGGCGUUAGAGCGCUACCGUGCGUACUAUAAGAAGGAGCUCGGCAGGGCACUUUGCUGGCAGGGUGAUUGGGAGUUCACGGAGAAAUCACAUGUUGCGGAGGCAGUGUGGAUUGCCGGGCUGAAUCGCCACAAUCGGCCGGCGAUAUGUCGCAAGCUGGUCCAGGUUGCUGCAGGCGAGGACGUCGAUGCUCUGGAUAUCCUCUACGAUAUUGGGUCAGGUCAUUACAGCGAAGAAGACUGGAUUAUUUUGGAAUCCAAGCUAAGGCAGUUGAUACGCUAAGAAUUGAUUACUCCUGAAACUUGCUAGCCGCACCG